UAGGAGUUUAUUGAGGCAAAAGUCGUAGUUAACGGUUUGUUAAUUUCAUUCAGGCAGCUUCAUCUUGACAAGUGAACUCUGCCAUAAAAUUAAUAAUUUCACCAAUUCAUUUAGAUUUUUUUUCUUACUUUCUUUACAGUCUCAAAGGGAGAAAAUGGAUGAAUUUGAAAACACCAGCACAGACUACAACUACACCGACUUCUAUACUGAUAUAGAGGAACCGUGUUCAAUGGACCGCAGACAGGACAUGGAGAACUUCCUCCACUUUUUUGUUCACCCCAUCAUUUGUUUAGCUGGUUUCAUUGGCAACGCCCUCGUAAUUGUGACGUACGCUCUCUACAAGCGAACCAAGUCCAUGACUGACGUGUACUUACUGAACGUGGCCAUCGCUGACAUCCUGUUUGUGGUGGCCUUGCCUUUGAUAAUUUACAGCGAGCAGCACGGGUGGUCCAUGGGGGACUUGUCUUGCAAGCUGUUGCGUGGCAUCUACAGCGUGAACCUCUACAGUGGCAUGCUGCUCCUGGCUUGCAUUAGUGGAGAUCGCUACCUUGCCAUCGUACAGGCCCGCCGUUCCUACCGGCUGCGUUCAAGCACUCUGCUUUACAGCCAUCUGGUCUGCGCAGCCGUCUGGUUGUUGGCCUUGCUGCUGUCACUGCCCACCUUCAUGUUUUAUGAGCGUUACCAACCCGGCCCAAUGGAAUCCAGCUUUUUAAGCAGUGACGACCAGAAUUAUGUGUGCUUUUUCAUGUUUAAGUCGAACCAAACUGCACGUGUGAUGAAAACUGUGGUGCCCAGCUCUCAGAUUGCGUUGGGUUUCUUCUUGCCGCUGCUGAUCGUGGGAUUCUGUUACGCCAGUGUCAUUGUCACCCUCCUUCGGGCCAAGAACUUUCAGAGACACAAGGCAGUGCGUGUGGUCCUCACUGUGGUCCUUGUGUUUGUGGUCUGCCAUAUGCCUUAUAAUAUGGCGCUGUUGUAUUAUACCAUCAACAUGUUUGAACUGCAGGAAUGCAGCCAUGAGGAAUCUGUCGCACUAACCAUGACCAUCACGAAAAGCUUGGCGUACCUGCACGCUUGUCUCAAUCCCCUGCUGUAUGCCUUCAUCGGAGUGAAUUUCAGAAACCACUUCCGGAAGAUCCUACGGGACAUCUGGUGCUUGGGGAAGAACUACAUGUCAGCAAGACGCUCCUCACGGGCCACCACUGAAAUGUACAUUUCCACACGCCGCUCUAUGGAUGGCUCGUACAAUGACAAUGGCACUUCGUUUACCAUGUGAUUAUGCGCUAAUUAAGGGCAAAGUGCCCAGCAUUUUGACUGACAGACUGAUUAGCAUUGAUCAAAAAUGGAAAUUCAGUCAUCA
Messenger RNA from Sinocyclocheilus grahami, 1357 nucleotides. Its product is annotated as C-C chemokine receptor type 6-like. Gene Ontology annotation, cellular component: external side of plasma membrane; membrane. Gene Ontology annotation, biological process: G protein-coupled receptor signaling pathway; calcium-mediated signaling; immune response. NCBI's taxonomy places the organism in Eukaryota, Metazoa, Chordata, Actinopteri, Cypriniformes, Cyprinidae. The record is from RefSeq and is a predicted model, not a curated record. Bases 155 to 1273 code for a protein of 372 amino acids. Gene Ontology annotation, molecular function: C-C chemokine receptor activity; C-C chemokine binding. The transcript has a single exon.